UUGUUCGGUGUUUGUAAUUAAUGUUUGGAUCACCCGAUUUUUACUUCAAAACUUCAUCGCUUGUAUGUUAAGACCAUUUUGCAGGUCUCUAUUCAGACAGAGACGGCUAUUUUACUACAGUGGCGCAGCGCGUCAGGAAGCUUCGAAUGCUGCCGUAGAGACACAAGAGGAUGAAGACAACUUACAGGAUUUUCUUCGACGGCAACGAAAGACUGAGUGGAAGCGAAGACAAGGGGGUCAGUCCUUCCUCGACAACCUUAUAAUCAACGUUCGAGGAGGGAAUGGAGGUGACGGAUGCGUUGCUUUCCACCGAGAAAAAUGGAAGCCCAUGGGGCCUCCUUCAGGUGGUAGUGGUGGCCGUGGAGGCGACGUCUAUAUUAUCCCUUCGCCCAAUCUCACAAGUCUUUCGUCCAUCCCAAAACGCGUACGAGGCGCCGCAGGCGGAAAUGGCCAAGGGACAUGGCAAAACGGCAAAAACGCACCACCAACAAUCAUAAAAGUUCCUCUAGGUACAGUGGUACGCGAACUUCUUCCAGGCGACUCACGACGCGCGAAGGAUGAAUGGGAAGCAGAGGAGGAGGGGCUGGAGGGGCUCAGUCCCGAGGAACGUCAUGCGAAGCUUCGGGAUAAUAGAUGGGUGCAUUAUCCGCGGUAUGCGGAUGAUAAUGUCAAUCGCGAUGUGUUCAAACAGGCGGAGGCAGCUCUUUACCGCGAGGAGAGAGCCAGGCGCUGGGCUAGGAAACAGAGGCUACUAUCACCUAUCAAUCUCGACUUGGACAAGACGGGGGAAGUCAUGAUUUCCGAUGAUGCACCUCUUGGAACGGGCCUGCAGGAGUGGCUGGGACAUAUCGUCGCGCGGGGUGGCAGUGGUGGGUUGGGCAAUCCGCAUUUCUUGUCACCCAUCAGUCGUUCACCCAAGUUUGCAACGCGGGGACACGAGGGUGAGCGUUUAACGUUGUACCUCGAACUCAAGAUUCUCGCGGAUAUUGGACUUGUCGGGAUGCCGAACGCGGGCAAGAGCACUCUUCUUCGCGCUUUGACUGGCGGUCGGGCGAAGACUGAGGUUGCUGGCUAUGCGUUUACUACACUUAACCCCAUUGUUGGUGUAAUUCGUGUAGCAGAAGAUGGAACCUUCGAAGGCGCCCUUCAGGGUGAAAAUAUUUUCGAUGAAACUGCUAUUGAGGAAGAGCGCCUCCGGGAGCGCGAACUUUCCGACAUAGAAAAUUCCCAAGAACAACUGCGCUUAGAAGAUAAUUCACCUGAUUCCCCGCGGCCUGACAUAGAACCAGGUCACGACUUUGACGUUCAUGAGACCUUUCGCUUCACUGUCGCGGACAAUCCUGGGCUCAUAUCCGGUGCAUCAGAAAAUGUUGGUCUAGGUCAUUCCUUCCUGCGCUCAAUGGAACGAUCUCUCGCACUCGUCUAUGUUGUGGACUUGUCUCUUCCAGAACCGUGGGACGAGCUUAGAGACUUGAAAGACGAGCUAGAGAAAUACCAACCAGGAAUGAGUGACAAAGCUCAUAUGGUUAUAGCGAACAAAGCGGACUUGUUGGGUGGCGAAGGGGAUCAGGACGCUGUCGAGGAGGCGCGUAAAAAGCUAAGGAAGCUCGAGGAGUACGUCAAGACAGAGAUGGUCGUGAAGACGCCGGGCGGGGAGCGCAUACUCGAUGUCAUUCCUACCUCGGCAAAGAUGAGUCAGAACCUCAAGAGGGUGGUUGUGCUCAUGCAGAAAUAUGUCCAGCAGGCUAGAACGGUAAAGGUUUAGCGGUUCAACUAUCAUUUACCAUCAGGCAGUCAUUCGAGUCCACUAGCCAGUUCUCACACCGGCAUGUGUCGCUUUAUUCCUGACAGGAAGGGCGAUUGUAGCCCACAUCUAAGUAGGCGAUGUACAGGAGAUGUACAUACUGUUGUGAGCUGG
Suillus discolor is the source of this 1918-nucleotide messenger RNA. Its product is annotated as GTP-binding protein Obg CgtA. Gene Ontology annotation, cellular component: mitochondrion. Gene Ontology annotation, molecular function: GTPase activity; GTP binding. The transcript has 4 exons. The record is from RefSeq and is a predicted model, not a curated record. The coding region runs from base 65 to 1765 and encodes 566 amino acids. NCBI's taxonomy places the organism in Eukaryota, Fungi, Basidiomycota, Agaricomycetes, Boletales, Suillaceae.